Dentiscutata erythropus is the source of this 214-nucleotide messenger RNA. Lineage: Eukaryota; Fungi; Glomeromycota; Glomeromycetes; Diversisporales; Gigasporaceae. The record is from the annotation of a GenBank genome assembly.
CUAACCAAAAACCGAUCCCAGAACUUAAUUUCAGAUAUUUCUAUAUCUCCAGAGCAAAAUCAUGUAAACGAAAAAGAAAAAUAUAAAGAAAUUUCCGUCACGAGCUUACAUAACGAUCGACAAAACGAAAAAUAUCAAGAAAUUUCCAUCACGAGCUUACGUGACGAUCGGCAAAAUGAAACUAAGGAACCUGAUGAAAUUGAACCCAUUAAAA